Molecule: messenger RNA, 1344 nt
Organism: Echinococcus granulosus
Lineage: Eukaryota; Metazoa; Platyhelminthes; Cestoda; Cyclophyllidea; Taeniidae
Product: Alpha-1,2-glucosyltransferase ALG10-A
Exons: 1
Coding region: 1-1344 (447 amino acids)
Biological process (GO): dolichol-linked oligosaccharide biosynthetic process; protein N-linked glycosylation
Cellular component (GO): endoplasmic reticulum
Molecular function (GO): dolichyl pyrophosphate Glc2Man9GlcNAc2 alpha-1,2-glucosyltransferase activity
Source: RefSeq, a predicted model, not a curated record
AUGUUGAGGCGAAGAAAAGCGCUUCUCGUUGCUCUUGCUUAUACACUGGUUCUCUGUGGUGUUGUUCACUAUUUCGUGAAUCCAGUGCAACCUACCGCUUACAUGGACGAGGUAUUCCACGAAGAACAGACUAUCAGCUACCUUCACGGCGAGUGGCAAAAAUGGAAUCCUAAGAUCACCACUCCUCCAGGACUAUAUGUUCUAACCACUUUCCUCUGGAAGGUCCUUCCUUUUCGAGCCUGUGUUGAGAACUUUCGAUUCCUAAAUUGCUUCAUCGGCGGUGCCAAUUUCAUCCUCCUUGCUGAAUUAACGCAGAGCAUUCUUUCCGCCCUUACCAUCUCCACUCUACCUGUUCUUUUCUUCACAGCCAUUCUCUUCUAUACCGAUCAGCUGUCACUCCUUGCUCUUCUCCUGACCCUUCAUGCUCAACGCUCUUCCCUCUCUUCCCUAGCGCUCCUGUUUGGUUGCUUCGCUUGUUUUGUACGUCAAACCAACGUGGUCUGGCUAGCAUUCAUGAUUGGCCAGGAGGCCAUUCAGCGACUAGCUCGCACCCAGUCCUGUGCUCGAAAAACUGCUCUACAGUGGUGCAUUUAUCUGAUCAAACAUCCUGGCCAUAUCGUCACCUCAUGCUUCAAGGCAGCUCUCCUAGAUGCUCCCCAUCACACUGCCACGAUCGUUCUCUUUGCCACUUUCGUCAUUGUUUUUAACCAGGGAGAUAUUGUCCUCGGUGAUCGCAGUGCUCACAAACCCACGUUGCAUGUCCCUCAGAUCUUCUAUCUCUUCGUCUUCUGUGCUCUCCAUACACCAACCGCCUUCCUUCGCUACCUCUACACCACUUUGUAUGUUCCAAGACGCCUCUCCCUGAUCACCUCGAUCUGGAUCACCCUACUGCUUUUCUUGACUGUCGUGGUGAUUGAUCGCUUCACUGUGGAGCAUCCUUACCUCCUAGCCGACAAUCGUCACUACACUUUCUAUUUGUGGUCACGGUUAUUUCGUCGAUACAAAAGCUUCCGAUACACUCUGGCACCUGUCUACAUCAUAUGUGGAGACUACGUGUGCCGUGGCUUACGUGGAGGCAGUGUAUCGGAGUUUCUGACAAGUUUAGGCUAUCUUGUGGCCAUUGCACUGGUUCUAGUGCCAGCGGGUUUAUUGGAACCGAGGUACUUCAUCGCACCGUACGUAGUUUGGCGGUUGACCAGACCACGGAUUCGUGAGGAAAGGAGUUACCCUGUCGUGGAGGUGGCCAUGAAUGCCUUCAUCAAUGCUGUUACUGUCCACAUUUUUGCGUUCUAUCCCUUCAGGUGGUUGUCACAGCCCUUUACUUGGCAGCGAUUUAUGUGGUAG